AUGGUUCACAUAUCUUCCAUUCUCGUUCCCUUCCUUGCCGGUGCUGCCAUUGCCAGCCCGGCACGCAGCAUCCUGGGACGUCAAGUCUCUGGCGGUAAUGCUACUCUCGCUGUCACUGGUAUCAGAUACACUGGAGAGGGCUGUCCCGUUGGAUCUCUGAGUGGGAAUCUCGACCCCAACGGCAGCUUUGAUGUGUUGUAUGAAGCCUUGAACACCACGAUCAAAGCUGGAGACUACAAAGUAAAGGUCAAAUGUCAAAUCGAAGUCGAUAUCCAGACAGCUGCGGAGCGACAGCUGGUUAUUCUGAGUGGAACCUACAAGGGACACGUCAGAUUGACCGAAGGCGCCUGGGCCAAGAACCAAAACCAAUACAAGUUCAAAGGAAGCCCGGGCACCAUCAACAUGGAAUGGCCGUUCAAAGCACCUAUUGAUGCCGCCACCGAGUUUACCAACAACCUUUCCACCGAGUUUCGGUCUGGCUGCAACUCUAACGGAGGCAAGUUCACGAUGAUCAUCAACAACUACUUGAGCAUGAGCAGCGAUGGGCCGGGCGAGGGUGAGAUCUCUAUCACGGAACUUGAUGGCGUUGUCAAGCAGUCAACCAAGCUAGCUACUGCAAAAUGCCCGUAG
Colletotrichum phormii is the source of this 630-nucleotide messenger RNA. RefSeq lists its product as uncharacterized. The transcript has 3 exons. The record is from RefSeq and is a predicted model, not a curated record. Bases 1 to 630 code for a protein of 209 amino acids. Lineage: Eukaryota; Fungi; Ascomycota; Sordariomycetes; Glomerellales; Glomerellaceae.